AUGUAUUUAACAACAAUAGAUAAAUUGACAAAAUACGCAACUGCAGAACUCUUAGAAGACAGAACUUGGAUCUCAAUAAUAAAAGCCUUAAAAUCACGAUUCAAAUACCUAGGAAAACCAGAAACAAUAGUUACAGAUAACGAAUUAGAUACACCUCUGCAACAUCAGCCGCAACAAUGUUGGCGACGUCAGCCACAGAACAAUGGGCGAGGUCAGCCAGUGGACGAAUGGCGUCGUCAACCACAGGACGCUCGGCGACGUCAGCCACAGAAUAAUCGGCGACGUCAGCCAGUGGACGAACGGCGACGUCAACCGCAGGACGAUCGGCGACGUCAGCCACAAAACAAUCGGCGACGUCAACCGCAGGACGAUCGGCGACGUCAGCCACAAAACAAUCGGCAACGUCAGCCAGUGGAGGAACGACGUCGGCAGGAAGAAGAGCGUCAACGGCAAGAGGAAGAGGACCGCCAACGUCGUCAAGAAGAGAAUAAAGAAAAACAAAAGAAAAAGAAACAAUUUUUCCAAUUGCGGCGUAAGCUGAAGAUGGUCCAAAAGGAAAAUGCCGAAUUAUUAAAGAAAAAUGUUUGA
Molecule: messenger RNA, 588 nt
Organism: Teleopsis dalmanni
Lineage: Eukaryota; Metazoa; Arthropoda; Insecta; Diptera; Diopsidae
Product: matrix metalloproteinase-2-like
Exons: 3
Coding region: 1-588 (195 amino acids)
Molecular function (GO): nucleic acid binding
Source: RefSeq, a predicted model, not a curated record